UGUCCUCUCAUUCUUCCAGGGCACUGCAGCUCCUCCUUCCACCUCUCUCGUCCGCCAGCCCUCCCUCCUCCUUUCGGUCUCUGUUAGGUGCAGCAUGUAUGCGAGCGUGAGCGAGGCAGCAGAACUGCCUGUGUGUUUACUUAUCAGCCUAUCAGUGCUGCUGGAUUUAGCGCAUCUGUAGAGGACGAAGGCAUUUUGCGGAUGCCCCAACUGACAAGGGAAUCUCAUUGCUCCGUACAGUGCAUCCACCUUGAGCUUUUUGAUCUGAGCCCGUCUUGUUUGCUGCAUCUCUGUCUCCAUGCUUUUGGAGGCAUUUUGAAUUUCCUUGGCAACAUGGAGCUGCUUGAAUUAGAAUUCUCUGCAUGACAGUCCUGGUUCGCAGUAGGAUGGUCUCUGCUGAGGCAGGGGGGCACAGCUACCUCGUGGCGUGCUGGCAGCCCAUCCUAGUCCUGAUGCUGGGAACCGUCCUCUCUGGCUCAACCACCGGCUGCCCUUCCCGAUGUGACUGCAAUGCCCAAGAGCGGUCAGUCGUGUGCCAUCGAAGACGAUUGUCUACUUUCCCCGAAGGCAUCCCCACUGAAACAAAGCUCCUUGAUCUGAGCAAGAAUCGUCUAAAACUUCUCGGGCCAGAGGAAUUUAUCAACUACCCGCAGCUAGAGGAGCUCCAGCUGAAUGAAAACAUCAUCUCGUCCAUUGAGUCCGGGGCUUUCAGCAAUCUCGUGAAUCUACGGCAUCUCGGGUUGCGCAACAACCAGCUGAAGCUCAUCCAGCUUGGGGUGUUCACAGGCCUCAAUAACCUUACCCAGCUGGAUAUUAGUGAGAACAAAAUUGUCAUUCUGCUGGACUACAUGUUCCAGGAGCUCUACAACUUGAGGGUACUGGAAGUCGGUGACAAUGACCUCGUUUUCAUCUCGCCACGAUCGUUUCAUGGCCUCAGCAAUCUUGAAACCCUCAACAUUGAGGGUUAUAAGCUGUCCUCAGUGCCCACUGAUGCCCUGAGCCAUCUGCACAACCUGCUGUCACUUCGAUUACGGUAUCUGAACAUCACUGCCAUUAGGGAUUACUCAUUUAAGCGGCUGUAUAGACUGCGAGUACUAGAAAUAUCAGAGAUGUCUUCCCUGGAUACCAUGACCCCAAAAUGCUUGUUUGGAGUCAACCUGACAUCUUUAGCAAUCACAAAUUGUAAUCUUUCUGCCAUUCCUUACCAAGCUAUCAGUCACCUACGAUAUUUGCGCUUUCUGAAUUUGUCUUUCAAUCCCAUUCUUACUGUUGAAGGGAACCAAUUUCACAAUCUACAAAAGCUCCAGGCUUUUCAUUUGGCUGGUGGCAGAUUAAUUGUCAUUGAGCCUUACUCUUUCCGAGGACUAAAUCAUCUGCACAUUCUCAAUGUUUCUAGUAAUAGAUUGAGCACCCUGGAGGAGUCUGUCUUCCACUCAGUGGGCAAUUUGGAAACCCUGGCUUUGCAUGACAACCCUUUGGCCUGCGACUGUCGCCUGCUUUGGGUUUUCCGUCGGCGGUGGAGGUUAAACUUUAAUAGACAGCAGCCCAUCUGUGCAUCACCCGGUGUGGUGCAAGGAAAGGAAUUCAAGGACUUCCCAGAUAUCCUACCUCCUGAUUAUUUCACCUGCCAGACAUCCAAGAUUGUGGAUGACAAGGUUCAAGAGAGCCAUGUGGAUGAAGGUACUACUGUCAGUUUUACUUGCCAAGCUGAGGGUGAGCCAGUCCCUGUCGUCAUGUGGCUGUCUCCUAAGAAAGAAUACAUCACCACCAAAACUGUGGGAUCAAGACUUUCCGUGUCUGAUGACGGCAGACUCGAGGUUCGAUAUGCCCAAAUCCAAGACAACGGGACCUACUUGUGUAUCGCAAGCAAUGCAGCAGGCAACGACACGAAAGUCGCUCAUCUUUUUGUACACAGCUACUCUCCUAAUUGGCCUCAUCAGCCAAACAAGACGUUUGCCUUCAUUUUCAACCAACCCAGCGACGAAAGUGCGAAUGUGACCCGGACCACAAUUCCGUUUCCGUUUGAUGUAAAGACCCUAAUCAUUGCAACCACAAUGGGGUUCAUCUCAUUCCUUGGCGUUGUACUCUUCUGUCUCGUAAUCCUGUUCCUCUGGAGCAGAGGGAAAGACAACACAGAGCCAAGUAUAGAGGUUGAAUAUGUGCCACGCAAAGAAGAAACCGAAGAGGCUAGUCCACCUGAGACACCCAUACAAUUCAACAUGAAAAUCAUGUGAACCAUAGAAGUACUAUAGACUUAUGAACUCCAGUUGUGAUACACACUAUCUUUGCUUCAGAUGUGUACUUAAGUGAUAGCAAUUACACAGUUGCAAAAGCAACUUGACUCUGUGUUUUUUUUUUUUUUUUUUUUUUUUUUUAGAAAAAGCCUUUAAAAGAAAUCAUUGUGUAACUCCAAACAUUGUACUGGCAAUAUUGUAGUAUGUUAACAUGCACAUAUAUUGGAUGCCUGAAUGUAACCAAAUUACGGUGGUUGACAAUAAUAAUAAACAUAAGUGAUACAAGCCUCCACACAAAUUAACCAAAUUAAGAAUAAUACGGAAGUGUGGAACUGCCAGUGUGGGGUCAACAUUUUUAACUGGUAAAUACGGUUUUUGGAUACGGCCUUUACUUAACUUUCUAACGCAUCGGUAUAAUUCAGGCCGGGGUUUUUUUUUUUCUUCUUUUUUGCUUGCACAUGUGCAAGUUAAUACUGUACCCCGAUGCAUAAUGGAGGGGGGGAGUUAUGCCAUUUUUUUGUAUUUAUCAGUCCAAAAUGUUUAUUCCACAUUGCCAACACUUCCGUCGAAAACAGUCUGAUUACUUUCAGGCAAAAUGUUAUGAAUGAUAGAGGAAAGAACUUCUCUCAGCACAAACUAAGCAAAAAUAGCUCUCAUUCAGAUUUAUAGAGCACAAUAUACCUAUUAAAACCCAUUGCUGUAUGCUUAGAUAUGCCUCCUGACCCAUCACAACACGUUGUAAUAAUAUAGAUGUAUUAUUUCAUGGGAGCGAAAAAAAGUAUAUUGCAUUUGUGUAUUCUUAUUUUGAAAUUAAGGCCAUGACAUUUUAAAGAAUGUGUUAAGUCUGUCAUCCUGUCAUCAUGUUAUGUGUGUAUUUGAGGAAACCCACACCUUAAUUUCAUGCUUUUAACAGGGACAUCUCACUCACAACUGUGCCCAUCAUGUGCAUUUGUUUAAUUGUAAUUUGUAUUAACUUUCGAACAGAUAACAAGCUCAAUGUUUUACUGUGACUUUGAAACACUGUGUCUAUUCAGUAAUGAAAAGUGUUACAAUUGUAAUGUUUUAAUGGUCAAUGAAGGUAAAUACUAUGGUCAUUUUCCUUAAUCUGGUUACAUUAUAUUAUAAUAAAUAGUGUGCAUGUUAACACACGAAGAACAGAAUGUCACGAUGUGAAAUGUGAUCUCUUCUGCCAACAGAGAAAAUCUAUCGGAUAUUUCGACAUGUUCUGCUAAAAUGUGUUUUGUUCUCCUUUCAUUUGCAAAUCUUUUAUUCUUUGUUUGCGAUGUUUUUCAUAGAUGGGACUGAAACAAAUUAUGUAACCUCAAGAGAAGAUUAUGUAUUCAAGAAAGACAUUUGCUGUACCCUUUUCAAAAGAGAAAGCAGGUGGGCUAUAUUGUUAACCGAGUACGUGAGUGUUGUUCAAAAAGCAGCAAAUGAAUCGUGCAGUGUGUAACCAAUUUGAAAAUAAUUAUCAUUUUGUGGUAUAAUUAUAUUGGGAGUAAUAGCUAUGUGUUUUUCAAAAAGCGAGUGAACCAUCCAUCCUUACAGUUGCUGUUAUUUUGAAAUGCAAAUGCACUGGGAAAACUACACAUAAAAUGAAGAAAAAUGUACAAUAUGUGUUAUUUCUUUGCAAGUACACUGUGUUCCAACAUAUUUUAUUACACAUCGGGUACGAACCUUGCAUCUCCAAAACCAUGAAAAAACGUCCGGGUCGUCAUUGUGAAUCAGAAAUGGUACUCAACUGACCAACAAAGUUUAAUAAAGGUUUAAAAAAGAAAAAAAGGGCAUGUUGAGCCAGUCAUGUUGCAUCGCUAAACUGUAAGCCAUUUUCAACACUUUAGAUAAUUUGUAAAAACUAGAGAUUGACCAAUGGUAUCGAUUUGUGAAAGAAAAAUGGCAAUUUACUAUAUUGUAUAUGCACAACGGAGGUUUCCAUUCUACAAUGAGGAGAGAAUAUAUGACUCAUGUUAAAUAAAAACAAUCUCGUUUUAGGUUCUGAGGAACUUUC
Messenger RNA from Hippocampus comes (tiger tail seahorse), 4242 nucleotides. RefSeq names its product leucine rich repeat and Ig domain containing 1b (gene lingo1b). Bases 363 to 2234 code for a protein of 623 amino acids. Gene Ontology annotation, molecular function: protein binding. Gene Ontology annotation, cellular component: plasma membrane. The transcript has 2 exons. NCBI's taxonomy places the organism in Eukaryota, Metazoa, Chordata, Actinopteri, Syngnathiformes, Syngnathidae. The record is from RefSeq and is a predicted model, not a curated record.